UCGGAUUUCAGCCUCGGAGCAAGUCACACACCGACACGAAAACCUCUGUAGGUCUGUAGAUAAGUUUUUCUCGUGGAGAUUCAAGUUUAAGCUAAAAAGCCAAAAUGUGUGACAUGAGCGCUCUGGAUAACCUGGUGGCCAACACGGCCUACCUGAAAGCCCAAGGCGGAGACGAGAAGGAGCUGCGGAAAAGACGGCAGAGUCUUGCCCUUCCCAAGCCGGGGAACUGCGUGUCCGUCAGGACGUCCGUGGGACAGGACUUCGAGUCCCUGUGUGAGCUCCAGCCCAUCGGGAAGAAGUUAUUCCGAAAUUUUCUGAGUGAGACGCCCGAGUACGCCGUCGCUGCGGAGUUCCUGGACGAGCUGAACGAUUGGGAACUGGCUGAAGGAGCCGCCAAGGACAAAGCGUGCACCAACAUCAUCAACCAAUUCUGCAAGGAAGGAUCCAAGAGCUUCCUGUCCUGUCUGACCGGAGAAGCUCUGGAGAAGUGCAAAGCGGUGACGGAGAAAGAUUUCGAAGUCGUGAUGACGGGAAAAGUGAAAGAGGCCGUCAGAGAGUUCCUCAAAGGCAAGCCGUUCAUGGAGUACAUGCUGAGCCCUUUCUUCGACAAGUUCCUGCAGUGGAAGCAGUACGAGAAGCAGCCCAUCACCGAGAAAUACUUCUACGAGUUCAGGACGCUCGGGAAAGGCGGAUUCGGGGAGGUUUGUGCGGUGCAGGUGAAGAACACAGGUCAGAUGUACGCCUGCAAGAAGCUGUGCAAGAAGCGUCUGAAGAAGAAGCAGGGUGAGAAAAUGGCCCUGAUGGAGAAGAAGUUCCUGGAGAAGGUGAACAGCCCGUUCAUCGUGAGUCUGGCGUACGCCUUCGAGACCAAAUCCCACCUGUGUUUGGUGAUGACGCUGAUGAACGGUGGGGAUCUGAAAUACCACAUCUACAACAUCGGCGAGAAAGGCAUCGAGAUGGACCGGAUCAUUUACUACACGGCUCAGAUCACUACGGGAAUGCUGCAUCUACACGCCAUGGACAUCGUGUAUCGAGACAUGAAGCCGGAGAACGUUCUCCUGGACAGCCAGGGGCAGUGCCGGCUCUCGGAUCUCGGCCUCGCCAUCGAGCUUCCUCCAGGGAAAACCACGACUCAGAAGGCCGGGACCGGAGCGUACAUGGCUCCUGAGGUCCUGACCGAGACGCCGUACAGGACGGAGGUGGACUGGUGGUCUCUGGGGGUCAGUAUUUAUGAGAUGGUGGCCGGCUACACGCCGUUCAGGGGCCCCGAUGCCAAAAAAGAGAAAGUGGACAAAGAAGAAAUGAAAAGACGCAUCAUCAACGACGAGCCAGUUUUCGAGCACAAAAACUUCGAUCCUCUCACCAAAGACAUCAUCCUGCAGUUCCUGAAGAAGAAGGUGGACGAACGCCUCGGCUGCAAAGGUGACGACCCCCGGAAGCAUGAGUGGUUCAAAUCUAUUAAUUUCGCCCGUUUAGAGGCAGGAGUCAUCCCUCCACCGUGGCUUCCCAAACCCAACGUCGUCUACGCUAAAGACACCGGAGACAUCGCCGAGUUUUCCGACGUUAAAGGCAUCGAGUUCAACGAUAAGGAUGAAAAAUUCUUUAAAGAGUUCAGCACAGGCGCCAUUUCCAUCCCCUGGCAGAAAGAGAUGAUCGACACCGGACUUUUCGACGAGCUUAACGACCCGCACAGGAAAGAGUCCUCCUCCGGACUGGACCUGGAUAAGAAAUCAGGCACGUGCGCAGUUCUGUAAACAGACACGCAUAACGCUUCUUUACGCUUCCUGAACACAGGAGGAGCACGGAAGAUCAAGAGCCAAAGCGGCUCGCUGGUCAUAUAGGAGUGUAGAUAGGAGUGUGUGUCGUAUUGUUCUUCUCAAGCUGCGACGGUGCGUAGGUGUGUAUGUGUCUGUGUUGAGAACGCUUUGGGGAAUUUCACUGUUCCUGCUGUUCUUCCUCGCUUGCUUUUGUGCAGUAGUAAACCUGCUCACCAGCAGGGGGCACCAACAAAACUCUCCAUCUCAACGGAGAUGCUUUUAGAAGAGUAGUGUUCGAGCGCAGGUCUCCUAAAAGUAAAAGUAAAAGUAAUGUGAUUUCUAGUGUGUGUUCAGUAACCACAUAGCACAUAGUCAGGAUUUAAACAUUUAAACAAUCAGACCUCAGACGUUACUCAAAACUCUACUCAGAAGUUACGCGAGAGUUACGCGUAGUUACGCAAGUUACGCGAGAGUUACGCAUGUGGGGGCGGAGUUUGAGUAAAACACAGGCGUGUCUCAGUUCAUUGGUCAUUUUUCUUGCAUGAUUUUUCAACUCUUCUGGACUUAAGUUCUCAAUUCUGAAUACAGCUCACAGCUUUAUGUCUUGAUGAUGUCUGACCUUUGUGUCUCUAAAUAGCUUUUCAAAUGAACUAUAUGUAUAAAUAUGUAUAUAUAUAUAACCAGAUAUACUAAAUACUUUAUAUAUAAUUGAGAUAAAUAGAUAUAAUAGCGGUGUUAAGAGUAAUUUCUGUUCCAUGGUGACUGGUAAAGAGGAUUUGAUGAGGCAUGUCACAUAAAUCAGAUAUAGUUAAAGAAAAAUCCUUCGGUCUGUAACGAACAAUAAUAAUAAAUUUAUUACGAGUGCACGCGUUGUGUAAAAGUGGAUCAGCUGUAUGAUGAGUUUGCUGUACAUUUUAUUUUACACUUGAUGAUGUAUAAACUGUGUAACAGCAUAAAGAAGGAGAAAAGAAGAAACAGAAGUCUGUUUGUUAUUAUAAAAACAUUUUAUUUCCAAAAUUGAUUGUAAAUAUUUAUUUCCAUAAGAGAGAUUUCCACCACUGCAUUCGUGUUUAAUUCACUUUUAUUCCUGAUGAUGAAAUGAAAACAUUAUGUGACAAAACUGUAUAAAUGUUUAAUAACUAUGUAAUAGGAUAUGUUCUGGGUUAAUAUGUUAACGUAAUAAUGUACAUAUAAUAUUAGCGUGAUAUUUUGCAUAAACAUUAGCAUCCACAGGGAUCUGAUUGGUUUGUGAAUGAUCACAUGAUUCAAC
Pangasianodon hypophthalmus (striped catfish) is the source of this 3027-nucleotide messenger RNA. It is a transcript of the gene grk7a, whose product is annotated as G protein-coupled receptor kinase 7a. Gene Ontology annotation, biological process: regulation of signal transduction; signal transduction; protein phosphorylation. Lineage: Eukaryota; Metazoa; Chordata; Actinopteri; Siluriformes; Pangasiidae. The transcript is spliced from 4 exons. Gene Ontology annotation, cellular component: cytoplasm. Gene Ontology annotation, molecular function: ATP binding; rhodopsin kinase activity. The record is from RefSeq and is a predicted model, not a curated record. Bases 105 to 1754 code for a protein of 549 amino acids.